AUGGCUGACGAGGACGUUAUUCGCAGGCGUCUACUGAUAGAUGGGGAUGGAACUGGUGAUGACAGACGGCUUAAUGUUUUACUUAAAACUUUAAUAAAGUGGUCUAAUAGCACUGACGAAAAACCGGAAGAGAGCAAAGCAACACACGACAGAAUGCUUGCACAGCUAGCACAAUGUGAAUUUGCAGUUACAAAAUCACAAUUAGGCUCAGAGAUGAUGGCCGCUGAAUUGAAGAGCUAUGAAGCACUAUCAAAAAUACUUGAAAACGGUAUAGAAGUAGCCAAAGGUAAUAUAGAAAAGAGCAAAGCAGAUUUGACACAAGCAAAAACAGUUAGAAAGAAUCGUAUUGAAUAUGAUGUUCUCGCAAAAGUCAUCAGCGAACAGCCUGAUAGAAAAGAAACUUUGGAACGUCUUAGUACAUUAAAAAUGGAGUUGAGCAGUUUAGAAGGGACGCGACAGCAGUUGGAGAGCCGUCUGUCUUUGAGAAAAAAACAAUUCCAUGUAUUAGUAACAUCUAUACAUCAAUUACAAGCAUUGUUAGAUGAAAAUGAUGAUAUAGAAAUAACUUCUGAUGAUGUUGAAAUGAAAGAAGUUUCUAUUUAA
Molecule: messenger RNA, 603 nt
Organism: Danaus chrysippus (African queen)
Lineage: Eukaryota; Metazoa; Arthropoda; Insecta; Lepidoptera; Nymphalidae
Source: the annotation of a GenBank genome assembly